AUGUGCGAGUGCCACCAAGUCACCCCCGACACCGAGAAACAGCCCCCCUGCGCCUCCUGCGCCUCCCUCUCCUACCCGCCCACUCCCACAAGCACACCCCACACACCGCCCACACACCGGCGCACCCUCUCACAGAGGCACCUCUACAUCCUCCUCGCCGCCCUCGUACUCGUCACAGCAGCCCUCGCAGGGGGUGCUUAUGCCAUCCACCAGCACGUCUCCCAUCGCAAGCUCCAAGAUGCCACCACGAGCAUCAUCGCAGACUCUACUGCUUCACCCUCUGAUACGGUGUCGGCGACGAGCUCGGUGGCCGGGGCUGACGAGAGCGGGUACCAUGAGAGUGGCUGGAACAGUGGGGCUGGGUCGUCACCCAACUCGGGCGUGUGGUUUGCAGAGGUGGGAGAGGAGGGAGAGGAGACGAAGUUGGAGAGAAACGUUCCGGGGUGA
Cryptococcus wingfieldii CBS 7118 is the source of this 447-nucleotide messenger RNA. RefSeq lists its product as hypothetical. Lineage: Eukaryota; Fungi; Basidiomycota; Tremellomycetes; Tremellales; Cryptococcaceae. The record is from RefSeq and is a predicted model, not a curated record. The transcript has a single exon. The coding region runs from base 1 to 447 and encodes 148 amino acids.